Messenger RNA from Adineta ricciae, 1065 nucleotides. NCBI's taxonomy places the organism in Eukaryota, Metazoa, Rotifera, Eurotatoria, Adinetida, Adinetidae. The record is from the annotation of a GenBank genome assembly.
AUGGCCAGAAAUUGCAACAAUAAGUUCGGUUUGAUCAUUCUUGGAAAUAGUGGUGUUGGAAAAAGUUUCUUAGCUAAUAUUUUACUUGGCAGAGAAGCAUUUAAACAUGAAUUUUCUGGUCAAUCUGUUACACACCGAACAGAAUAUCAAGAGAUUACAAUUGAUAAUAGUGACUACGCCAUCUUUAAUAUUCCCGGCUUGAUUGAAGCCGAUCAGAGUCGUGUCAACAUCAACAAACGUGAAAUCGAUUAUGCAUUUCAACAGCGACCAAACUCGCUUAUUAUCUACGUAUUUGGACACCAAUUCGGCCGCAUACGUAACGAAGAUGUUGUUGCAUUUAAUGCCAUUAACGAAGCAUAUCCAUUAAAUCCGGAGUCACUCUUAAUGGUAGUCAAUGCAUUACCAGCAGAACGGCCAAAGAAUUAUGAAGGUGAAGUAAUACUCAUGGUACAAGAUAUUAUUGGAAGACAAGUUUCGGAAAGAAGAAUGUGCUUUCUAAAUCACAUCAAUCCACAAAACAUCGAAGAACGAGUAGCGUUAAGAAAUCAAUUUCUAGGUGCUAUCUUUGAGCUGUCGCCCAGAGAACAUAGAAAAGAACAUGACAUUCAUUUACAAGCUGACGAAGUCGCGAUGCUCAAACAACAGAUCCAAAAUAUGAAAGACGCAUUUGAUCAAAAUAAAACUGAAUUCCAAAAUGAAAUUCGUAUUCAGCAACUACGAUAUGAUGAUCUCGUUAUUCAACAGAAAAUGGAGAACGAGCGUUUUCAGCGUAUUAUUGAUCAACAAGCUGAGGAAGCAACAGCAAUGAGAGAAAGACAGACGGAACAAGUCCGGCAGAUGCAAGAGCGUCUAGUACGAAUGCAAGCGGACCAUCAGACUAUGAUACAAGAAAUGACGAACAAAAACAAUGCCGAUACUGCAUUGAUUCGACAAGCGUUAGAACAAUCGAAGCAAGCGCAAGCACAACUGAGGCAACAAAUAACGGAUCUUACGAAUCGGUCACCGCAAGUCGUAUAUCGGACGGCGGAGGGAGGAGGAGGGAAGCAAAAAUGCACUAUAUUAUGA